CCUUUGUUGUCCUGUAGAUGGCGACAGCACACCUCUUUUGGCGGAAACAGGAAGUGCGGAGGUGGUAAUGUGGUUGAGUUCAGCGGUGGCAGCGAUUCUAGUCAUCUGUCUCGCCAUUUAUUACGAGCAGGAGAAAACAGAGGAUAACAGUAUGUCCUCCACUGUUCGCCGUCACGUCAUUUGGGAGUCGCAGGGGCUGGUGGCCUACCUUCACCCUCGACCGUGGACCCCCGGAUCCGCAUCCUCCCUCUUCAUGGUCUGGAUGCAGAGUGGCGCCCCCACCUCGCUGGAGAAGAGGAACACAACGCCCACGACCCCGGUUACUGCACCUCCAAGACUGCCGCUCGGUGGAGCGACUCCAGCCUCACAGACAUCCAGACCAGGAUCCGAUCCAAACUCCCGUUCCAAGACGCUCAACCUAAUCUGACUUUCCUCGGGGACGAUCCCGCUCACCCUGGGCUUUUCUCGCGUAUUGUCCGUGGGGAGGAGCAGCACUGGAGGGUUUGGGAGGAUAAAGAUCACGUGGCUUUUCUCACCCCUUUCCCUAACUCCCCAGGCUUCACUGUGCUCGUCCCACGCCGACCUCUGACCUCUGACAUAUUCAAACUGGAGAAAAGCGAUUAUGAAGGCUUGGUGCUGGCUGCCAAGAAGGUGGCCGGCCUCCUGGAGAAGGGGUUGGGUGCCUUGGGGGUGGGGCUGAUUUUUGAGGGUUUUGAGAUCGAUUAUGCUCAUGCCAAGUUGAUUCCACUUUUACCCUGUCUAUCAGAGACAGCAGCAAACCCCACUAAAGGUCAGCCUCCCCAGUUUCACCCCACUUAUCCUGGAUAUGUGACCUCAGAGGACGGACCUGAGGUCAGCUCAGAAACGUUAGGCGAGGUGCACUCUAGAAUUAUUGAUGCUUAAUUCUGUUACCAAUAAAUGUAUUCUGAAUUAAGGAA
This is a messenger RNA of Oryzias melastigma (Indian medaka), 938 nucleotides long. RefSeq lists its product as uncharacterized. The record is from RefSeq and is a predicted model, not a curated record. NCBI's taxonomy places the organism in Eukaryota, Metazoa, Chordata, Actinopteri, Beloniformes, Adrianichthyidae. Gene Ontology annotation, molecular function: catalytic activity.